UCUCUGGCCCCAGCAUCCCCAGCCAGACUGACUGUCCCGGACACCUACAAAGAAACUGAGGUCCACGGAUGCAGCGCGACUCUAAAGGUACAGCGUCUUCAAGUCGUAGAAGCAGAGAUUAAACAUGAGUCUAUACUCUGAUCGUUGCCUUGGCGCUCUGCUGGGUCUGGCGUUGGCGUCGCCCUGCAGGAGGGUUCAGGGGAAGGACCCCGGGCAGGGAGUGUCCUGCCUGCACCCAGGGUUGGCGCCUUUGAUGCUGGUGCAUCUCCCAUGCCCGCGGGAAGCAGACCCAGGACACCCAUUGGUGCGGGGCAGCCACCCGUUUCCCCAGCAUCCUGAGGCUGGUUGGCAGCGUAGCGCAGGGAGGCGGGCUCCCCGGGACGCCCUUCAGCAUAUACGGGCACACGCCUCGCGGGCUCCGGGCCGUGCCGUUUGGGACGGAACGCCCAGCCCUUCGGCUUCUGGCAGAGGCACUCCAGUUUGGUUCAUCCUUUCUGCUUGGAGACAUUGCCUGUUUCCCUUGCAAACUGGGAAGCAGAAGUCAGCACAUCCGUCCAGCGAGGGUGGGGUGGCCGGAUCGCCCAGCGCGCGCCCUGAAGGUUCACCUGAACGGAAACCGAGGAUGGAGCCCUGGUGGGGCCUCUUCUGCCUCAUGUUCCUGUGUUCUCUGAUGCACGUCCGAGGUCAAGGUGACUUUGAUUUGGCCGACGCUCUCGAUGACCCCGAGCCCACCAAGAAGCCGAGCUCAGAUAUCUACCCAAAGCCCACGCCUCCCCACCAGCCACAGCCCGGAAAUCCCGACAACAGUGGAAAUAUCUAUCCAAGGCCAAAGCCACUGCCACGUCCCCAGCCUGGCAGCUCUGACAACGGUGCAGGUGGAGACGGCUACCCCUCGUACGGCAACCCACAAGGCAACAAGAUAGCAAAAAUCGUGUCUCCUAUCCUGUGCGGGGUGCUGGUGACCCUGGUGGGGGCAACGGCCCGCUAUUUCCAGUACAACAGGAGGUGGAAUUGUUGCAGGACGAAUGAACCAGAAAACAUCUGAGGCCUUCAAAAUCCACCCUUUGCUUUGAGAAAAGCUCCACCCAGACAAGAACCACCCUCAUCACUCCCGUGCCAUGUUCCUUUCCUUCUCCGCUUAAGCAGCUGCCCUGAAGGGUUUUCCCUCCUGUUUGCAAUAGACGUGCUACCUAACCAAGAAUGCCUAAUUCCUCAGACACAUCGAUCAUCAUAAGGUAGACAGCUGGACCUUGGGUUGUAAAAUGACUGCUUGAUCUGUUGGUUCCAUCGUGAAUCCGGACAGAGAGUCCAGCUCUGGAAUGAACUCCGAAACUACCUCCUGGUGUGACCUCAGGCCAUCGACGUGGUCACAAAGCACAGGGGCAGCAGGAUAGCACCGGGGUCUUGGGCGGGAAUGCCAUCGGCUUCUAAAAGAUGCAGACAGACUGCUGUUUGGGUUUCCAACAAGCUGGGGUGAGAAGAUUGACUGAUGCCGUAAGUUCCUUAGUUAUGUCAGGAAUCCAGACCUGUUCACCACCGCCCUUGAAUCGGGAAUGAGUGAUUCCCGACACUAACGGCAGAAUUUGAACGUUAUGUCAGCUCCCAAGAGUAUUGUCACCUGCAGAGGAUGAGGCUGGAUUUGGGAAAUUUAAGUGCAAAAUCGCUGAUGUGGAAACCGUCUCGGGGAAGUGAUCAUGGGGUGCUUUUUUCCUGUGAAAUAGUCCAGUUUCUACAUUUUUUUGGAGAACGUGGGGUAGAAAUAGAGGUUUGCAGAUGUUGUGGCUUUUCGUAUUAGUUUUGGUCUUUGAUCCUCUGUGGGUACCAGUUCUUAAGGCGACGGCAGUGCCUUCCUUGGUUUAUACUUUUCUUUUUACUGGACGAGAUGAUCUUCUAUCCUCAAAUAUCUAAACCGCAUACUAGCUGUUUGGUUCUAUUUUAGUAAUGCUUUAGGGGAGAGGGAAAAGGAUGGUUUGGGCAGAUUAGUAUAGUUUGAUUCAACUGAGAUUAAUGCUGAUAGAAUUUUAGAGUUUAAAUAUUAGAACCAAAGAGGAAGCCAGCCCGCUAGAGUCUGGAUCUCAUAAAGAGGACACGUUAACAUUCCAAAUAUUUAUGCCUUGAGCUCACCCUUAAGGAUUGAGAGCUGGUCUGCAAAGAGAAGUCGAAAGCAGAAGGCGUUUGAAAGAGCUUCCCCAAAAUGGAAACGAAAUUAAAACUAAAGGUCCUGAUUAGACGGCUCAGAAUUGCAUGCCUUCCCGUCCUGGAUUUACAAAGAUUUGAGCCAUUUGAAGACUGUAUUUCCUAUUUUACGAUGAAGGUCCUAGGACUCUUCCCAAAUCUUGUUAAGCUUCCCCAUAAGUGAGGAUGCCCGCUAAACAUGCCCGCUAAACAUAAUUUAACUCUUGUUCAAAAGUGUGUGUAUGUACACACACAGAUUUACACACAGAUGUACAUAAAUGGAAGUUAAGCAUUUUGAAAGGUAACUCCAUCCACUUUCUGUAACUGUCAUGGGCAACUUUUCAUCAUUUAAAAUACAUGUAAGAGAAAAAAAAAAUUGGCCUUGUUGGUUGUGUUCUCUUUUCUAUAUUUUGCACAUAUAACCAUGAGACAGCGGUGAAAGGGUCAAAAAGUCAUGAAGCUAUGUAGCUUUGCAUGUAUCCAGGAAAGCCCUUUCUACUCCGUUGUGCAUCCUUUGGGCGCAUGGCCUUGGAGGCUUAUGGCUGAGAUGGUCGCCCCCCCCCCCCCCCCGCCCCGCCACCAGCUCCGAUGGACCCAGCAGUUGUUUGAGAACCAGAGGGGCAUCUGUCACCUUCCAAAGGAAGAAAUGGUGUCCUCAGUACCCUGUGGAAGAAGAUGGAUUAUGAACACAUAAAGAAACAUACAGUUGGAGAACAGCGGAAUAAACGUCACCCCGAUGACAAGAGGAAGAUACGGUUAGUGUUCAAUGUCGUUUAAAUUAAAGUAUGUGAAUAAGGCUCUCUCGGGAAGCCUCUCUUUAAGGCUUUAAGUUCUGGGGAUCGAAUGUCCAGCGUGGUGACUCCAGUUAACAAUACUGUAUUCUAUACGUGAAAGUUUUUAAGAGAGUAGACUUUAAGUAUUCUAACCACAAAAAGAAAUGGUAAUUAUGUGACAGGAUGGAGGUGUUAGCUAAGGCUGGGAUGGAAAUCCUAUUGCAGUGUAUACACAAUGUACACCUUAUUGUAUAUAUAUUGUAUAUAUCACAAUGUACACCUUAAACUUC
Molecule: messenger RNA, 3238 nt
Organism: Orcinus orca (killer whale)
Lineage: Eukaryota; Metazoa; Chordata; Mammalia; Artiodactyla; Delphinidae
Gene: XG
Product: Xg glycoprotein (Xg blood group)
Exons: 8
Coding region: 125-1045 (306 amino acids)
Biological process (GO): homotypic cell-cell adhesion; positive regulation of neutrophil extravasation; T cell extravasation
Source: RefSeq, a predicted model, not a curated record